This is a messenger RNA of Saxophila tyrrhenica, 1542 nucleotides long. RefSeq lists its product as uncharacterized. The record is from RefSeq and is a predicted model, not a curated record. The transcript is spliced from 2 exons. NCBI's taxonomy places the organism in Eukaryota, Fungi, Ascomycota, Dothideomycetes, Mycosphaerellales, Extremaceae. The coding region runs from base 1 to 1542 and encodes 513 amino acids.
AUGAUCUCUCCGGAAGAGUUCGAAGCACUGCCGCCAUCCAUCCAGAGGAAAUGCUUCUCUCCUGCCGAACGGCUGCGUAUCAACCAGCAAUCCCAGGCACAUAAGCGGAGGAAGCAAACGCCGUCACCGACAUGGCCUGCUCCUCCAUUACAGGCCGAGUCCAUACGUCGAGCUGCAACCUCUGCUGGUCUGUCCGAGUGCUCCAAUGAUUCUGUCGUCAGUGCUGCUACCCCCACCAUGAUCACGGUCAAGCAGAAGAAGAUCUCGGAGGAGCAGGCUCGCUGGUUCUUGAUGCUGCCAGAGAAGGUUCGACGGCAGCAGUUUAGCAGGGAGGAGCAUCUCACGUUACUCAUACGCUGCAAAGAAGUGCUCGAGCCCUCACGGUCUCGUCAGGCAAAAGACUCCAGCCAUCGAGGCUCCUCUUUCUCAAGGCCUCAGUCCUGCAUGUCCUUGCUGCCCAAAGACAGACCAUCGACCUCUACCGCCACCAGCGUCAACACCACCACAAGCUUCCUCGAUACAGAUGCUGCUUCGGUACGCACGACGGACACUUCCAACGCCGAGAUGAAGAUUUUCAACCUCUACACGGGUUGUGGUGGUUCAGUCUCUGCGCACAACGAUAUUGUCGCUACUGUUCCCAAUCUCCCAUCGACACAACCUCAGCCUCACCCAAGCGAUAUAGCAACACCGAAGAAGCGGCCGGCUUUCCGCAGAUACUCGCUGAGGCCUCUACCAAUACCACCUCCUGUCCUCGCUCCACCUGUGCCGCUGCUGCCGUCCCAAUCGCCCCCAGCAUCGCCUGCCUCUUCUCGGCCCCUCUCUUUGUCCGCCCGCCUGUCUCGACCCUACGUUGGUCUCUUCACCUCGGUGUUCGAACUCGAGGCAGACCCAGUGCAGCCAGUACAACAGCCGGUCGUUGAGUCAAGAGCUUAUGACGAUGAAGACAUCCGCAAGCGCCUGCGGAGGACAUUGCUCUCGCCAGAGAAGUUCGAAGAGGUGUUGGAGUUCGGAUUUUCUGCGGAUGAGGAGUGUCCACCGUCGGCAUCAAGCUCGGACAGCACACUGCGGUUUGACCAGCCAGCCUCGAGUGGGAGCGAGUACGAUGGCGACAACGACGGAGACAGCGAAGAUGACGACACCUCAGUCGAAGCAUGUCCGAGGACUCCAACGCCGCUCUCGGGGGACCUCUUCGGUCCUGCGAUCAAGCAGUCUUCACUCGACUCUGGAAUCGGAACACCGCUAUCACAGAUCGAGCCGUUCAGUCCUACGGCCACAUGCGGCCCGACCACCAGCAACGGCAACCGGGAGAUGACGGUCCACAUGACACUCACUCGACCUGGCCUGCGAUCACCGGAAGACGAACUGUACAGCGCCCAGCGCCAGCAGACCUCCGGCGUGGACGUCGAGAAGCACGACCCGCUGGCUUUGCAAGUGCUGCCAGUCUGCGAUGAUCCAAGUGGAGCUCAGGGUGCGUUUGCCGUCAGACGCUCGGGCUCGAGGAUGGGUCUGAGGAAUGUGUGGAAGAGUUUGGUCAAGCAUUGA